UAAUCUCGACACAGUUCUAGCAGUCCAGCACAGCAGCAACAAUCCUUCCUUUUUCUAGUGGCACCAACGUCAUUAGCAUAAUCCAUACUGCUAGAUCUAGAUCUAGGCGUAGGCGAGCUGUCACCAACUAAAUCUACUUUUUAAAAAUAUUUAGAUCUAGAUCUACUUUUCUUAAUUAAUUUAUUGCUUUUAUUUCACUUUGUAAAUUUUAGAUGCUUUGCUGUAGCGAAAUAAUUAUAAAUUAAUUAAUUAGCGCCAGAGUUCAAGGAUUGAUGAGUAGCGGAGUACCCUGAUGAAGUGUCCGAAAAUGGCGGAAUUGCAGUUUGAGGCACCAUUAGCUUCUUUUGAAAACGAAGAGUGGAGUGAAUUUAACGAAUUUAAAUCAUCUAACAUUGAUAGGCCUAGCUUAUUAUGCAAACAAAAACCAGAAGAAAAAUCGCUUGACGACCGAGACGAAGGGUCAAAUUUUGAUGAUUUAGUAUCCGGAUCUUUGGAGGAUUUGGUAAAUUCAUUCGAUGAAAGAAUAACAAAAUGUUUUAAUAAUUUAGAAGAACAAGUGGAGGCGUUUGCGCCUGUUCAGAUCCGAUCACAAGAAGAAAUAAUGAAUGAUUGCCAGAUGUGGUGGACCAUCACUGGCAACUUUGGCAACAUUCUCCCUAUUGACUGGUCCAAGUCUUACGCCAGGAGCCUGCAACACAGGGUCCUCAAUAUAGGAGAGGAACAGCGUGCGUGUGAUGCCCUGAGUCUAGACCUGUCUGAUGAUGAAGAGCUGGCCCAAGCCUUUGACAUGCACUCUUUGAUUGUCAGUAGUCUCCACCCAGAGGAAGAGGAUCAGAUUCUGACUGCGGACCAAGUCAUCAGUCAAAUUGAUGACAUGAUGAAGGAACCUUCGGCUGAAGAUUACUUGAAUGCCAUGCAAGAUGCCCCAGAAGAUGUGGCUUACACUCAGAUCAAGCAAACAUUGGCUUCUCUCAAUGGCUACUCUAAAGAAGACAUAAAAAGCAUGUCUGGGGCUGAGCUGCAUGAGUUGGUGGCGGAGUACGACACGACGACCAAGGUUCUGUCAGAGAUGCUGGUCUCAGAGCUGGCCCUCAGAGAUGAGCUGGAGUUUGACAAGGAGCUCAAGAACCAGUUCAUCUCACUGCUGCUGACUAUACAGAAAAAACGGAGGGACUCCCAUAGUGAGAGACGGAAGAAGAAAGCUAAGACAGCCAGUCCCCCACAUGAUAAUUUUUUGACCACGGCCAUUCCUUACUACCCCUGCCAGGGUGCUCCGUCUUCUGAACAGCUUCAGAUUUACAUCAAAAUUUUACAAGCAAUCAAUGAGGACAGCUCAACGGUGCCAACUCUGCUCACUGAUUACAUCCUUAAAGUUCUGUGCCCCACCUGAGCCAGCCAUGGUUUGAGCCUCUCCUUGCUGUCGUGUGGAUGUCAACACAUAGUUUUCCUAGUAGUGCUUCAUGUGUCAGCUCUGCAAUCAUUUGGUUGGUUUUUUUUCUUUCUAUUGGGUCAAUGGAGGAGCAAACCUGAGGGGGACCUCAUCUAGAGCACGUGUCUACUUAUUUCUUGCUUGCUCGCCACUUUGUGCAAUAGCUGUCUGGAUUGUAAAUACAUUUUUUAAAUUUAUUGUCACCAAA
Molecule: messenger RNA, 1637 nt
Organism: Physella acuta
Lineage: Eukaryota; Metazoa; Mollusca; Gastropoda; Physidae
Product: fasciculation and elongation protein zeta-2
Cellular component (GO): cytoplasm; axon
Source: RefSeq, a predicted model, not a curated record